GGGCAAUGUUGAUUUUAAUUUCCAGACUAGGCUGCACAAUUAGUUGCUCCCUGCAACGCUAGUACGGAAUAUUGUUUUGGGAUAUAAUUUAACUAUAUUUUUAGUUUCUUGUUACGGUGUUUUGAGACUGUUUGUUUUUUUUUUCAAAUUGGAAGAAGAGGACGAUACUGGUUAUUUGUUUGUCUUGCUGGCUGCCUGUCCCUGGUUAGAAUUUUGGCUCGUCAGUAUGAAAUUAGAUCCUGUGGCUAGCAUAACCUUGUUUGUGUUCUGCUUGUCUAUUUUUAUGCACAUAACAUGUGCAUAUAUAAUAUUUCAAUUCAGGAGUUCACGUCAAUAACGUAUUUAUAGCUGUAGUUUGGAUAUUCCCACAAUCCAUGUUGGUUUAUCAUGUGUUUAUUGAUAUAAUCCGUUCAAAUUUGGAGGUGCUGUGAUUUAUCUUCUAAUGCUUUAUUUGUUGCUGUCAAUUAAUAUGCCCAGAGAUGAUUGAAGAAUUAAUCAGCAGGGGACAACAGCUUGAUGCAGUGCAUUUUACAUACGAGGUUGGCCUCGUGGGCAGGUUCCCCCCAGUUCCUCUACUUAAAGCUUUUCUGAAGGAUGCAAAGAAGGCGGCUGCAUCUAUUUUGGAGGAUCCCAAUAAUGCUGGCCGAGCUGGGCACCUUGCUGCACGCAAAGAGCAGUCAGCUCUCCGGGCUGUCAUCAAGUGCAUUGAAGAGUACAAACUUGGAGCUGAGUUUCCUCCAGAAAAUCUCAAGAAGCGUCUUGAGCAGCUGGAGAAGGCCAAGAUCGAGAAGAAAAGGCCGGCUGCUGUCCCUGCCACUAAGCGUACACGGGCUAGCAAUGGUGGUCCAAUGCCUCCUGCCAAGGCUGGUCGUUUGACAAAUGCAUAUGUAUCAUCUUUCCCUGCACCACCCACCUUUGUUAGGUCUCCUUCACACACUCAAUACCCUGCUGGGGUUUCUCCAUACGCAUCACCACCUGCCGUGUAUGGUAACAGGAGCCCACCAACAAAUCCAUAUGCAUACUCACCAGAAGCAGCCCCUCCUCUUGCUGGAUCCUAUCCAGGAGCUCCGAUGAACUAUCCUGCAUACGGGGGCUAUGGCGCCGGUUUGGCACCAGCUUAUCAGCAGGCUUACUACCGAUAGACAUGACUACUCUUUGAAGAUGGUAACCACUGAUAUGAUGACCCAAUCUCAUUUGCUUUCUUAAUGGUUUGUAAUCCACUAACCGUUUUAAUGUUAGCAAUGGCUGUGUGUUAAUUAUAACUGUUAUCCUACUUCUUGCUAUGUCGCGGUGAGAAGUGUUUCUAAUGUUGAUCAAACUUUUAGUACUAGGUGAUUGUGGAAAAGUACAUGAUGGCAUCAUAACAAUGUUAAGACUCAAUCAUCACCAAUGUUGUAGAUUAGUUGUAGAAAGACUAUGCUGUUUUGUGUUGAUC
Pistacia vera is the source of this 1435-nucleotide messenger RNA. Its product is annotated as FRIGIDA-like protein 4a. Lineage: Eukaryota; Viridiplantae; Streptophyta; Magnoliopsida; Sapindales; Anacardiaceae. The coding region runs from base 480 to 1142 and encodes 220 amino acids. The transcript has 2 exons. The record is from RefSeq and is a predicted model, not a curated record.